Molecule: messenger RNA, 1761 nt
Organism: Kogia breviceps (pygmy sperm whale)
Lineage: Eukaryota; Metazoa; Chordata; Mammalia; Artiodactyla; Physeteridae
Gene: SPACA6
Product: sperm acrosome associated 6
Biological process (GO): fusion of sperm to egg plasma membrane involved in single fertilization
Source: RefSeq, a predicted model, not a curated record
CCGGCCCAGCCAUCAGCCUGGGGUCCGACCCCUGACCCCUGACACCACACUCCCUUCCUCCCUGAAAACCCUGGAGCCUGACAUUGGACUGGAGACUGAAACCCGACCUCUGACCCCGUAUCUUGAGCCCCUCCCCCACACCACGGUGACCUCACAAAAGUCUCCAGCUUCUCCACAGGCUGAGGCCCUCCGCUAUGGCCCUUCUGGCCCCAGGGAGCGCUGUGCCGUCCGCCUUGGUGGCCCUCACGGUCUUCAGGGCCUCCGCCUGGGCCUGUCUCCUCUGCUUCACGUCUUACAACGAGCGCCAACAAAUCUGCCAGAUCUUCGCCGGCCUGGAGAGCCCCGACCUCAAGAAGUGUGAGGAGGCCUUAACAGAUGCCUUUAAGGGCCUCUUGGACACUGAAAUCAACUACGAUGAAAGGAGCCACCUGCACGACGCCUUCACCCAGAUGACCCACUCCCUGCAGGAGGUGGCCUCUGCCCAGGGGUCCUUUCGGGUUGCCUUUCCUCAUGCCGCGGAGAAAAUGCAGAAGAUUAUAUUACAGCUUAAAGAAGUCCAGGCCUGCAUCCCUCCCUGCGGACUCCAGGAGGUCUCCCGGCGUUUCCGCUGCCGAGGGUGCUACUCCAAGGUCUGCGACCUCCCGCUGGACUGCCCAGUUCAGGACUUGACGGUGACUCGGGGUCAUCAGGCUAUGUUCUUUUGCACUGUGAACUUCCAGCUGCCUAAAGAAGAGAUCACCUAUUCCUGGAAGUUCGCAGGAGGAGGUCUCCGGACUCAGGACCUGUCCUACUUCCGAGAGAUUCCGGGGGCCCGAGGAUACCUGGCACGGAUCCGGCCGGUGCAGCCCACGCACCGCGGGACCUUCUCUUGCGUGAUCACACACGACCAGCGCCCUCUGGCGCGGCUCUACUUCUUUCUGAACGUGACAGGUCCGCCACCGCGCGAGGAAACUGAGCUCCAGGUCUCUUUUCGGGAAGUGUUGCGCUGGGCGCCACGGGAGGGGGAGAUGAUCGAACCCUGGACGCCCAGCCUGGGCGAGCUGCUGGCCAGGCCCGAGUCUCUGACGCCGGGCAAUCAGUGCCUACUCGCGGCCGCUGUGGCCUUAGCCUCAGCCAGUGCGGUCGUGCUGGCGUGGAUGUUCUUUCGAUGGUACUGCAGCGGCGACUAACGUGUCUUUUGUAUCCUAUUUCCAUCUCUAAAAUAAAGAAUCCAUUUCAGCUCUCUAGAUUCUUUCAUCGUCAAAGGUGGUCGCUACUAACUUAGGAGGAAGAGCGGCACACCCCAAAGAUGGCCAGGUGCCCAUGCCCCCGUAACGACGGUAAUAGGCGCAGCUGUCACAGUGCAGGGUCCUGUACUGAGGCUUUAGGUGCAAGCCCAGACCCCUCCCCGGAUAUCUGGCAGCAUCCUGGACAUUUCCGCCUGCAGCAGUCACCCUUAAAGAGUCCUUGAUAUCGCCCUGAAAGCCUGUUUCCUCCCCCAAGACUUUCUUGCUGUCAUAAAGGGCACCAUCAUCCACCCAGCUGCUCAGCCAGAAACCGAAGUUGAGUUUAAUUCCUCCUCCACUUCCAAUCUAGUUCCAAAUCUCAGCCUUUUCAAUUCCUAAAUAUCUCAUGGAGUUGCGCUCUCUCUGUGGUCCGCCACCAUCUCUUGCGUGGAUCACUGCAGCAGCCAGUCCCCUCUGGCCCCUCCGGCUCUGCUGAGCCUUGUGCCAGCGCAGUGCAUUCUCCACAAAGCAGCCAGAGUGAUUUUUUUUUUUUUUU